This is a messenger RNA of Sclerotinia sclerotiorum 1980 UF-70, 741 nucleotides long. RefSeq lists its product with no specific name. The record is from RefSeq and is a predicted model, not a curated record. The transcript has 3 exons. The coding region runs from base 1 to 741 and encodes 246 amino acids. Lineage: Eukaryota; Fungi; Ascomycota; Leotiomycetes; Helotiales; Sclerotiniaceae.
AUGGCCAACCCCUCACAAUCUGACUCAGACGAGCGUCAUCAUGAACUUGAAGGCUAUCACAAACCGCCGUAUUCUCCAAAUUUGCCACGAAGGUCACUGAUUAAUCAAGGGACUUUCGAAGAAAUGAAUGGAGACCCUAGCCAGAGUAGGAAUCCAAAAUGGGCUGGCGGAGAAAAGGAAAUGGUUGUGUUUCGCAGCCAGCAUAGGAGGCCCACGGGAACAUCCGCUGGCCUUGAGGGACAGAUAAUUACGUCACCAUUCCCUACCCUACGUCUUCUUAUAUCCCGACAUUGCACCGUCGAAGAACGCAAUGAAAAUACAUUGUUCUCCAUCGAGUCACCUAACAAGCUAAGUUUUUCGACAGAAAUCAAUAGUCCGGGAGGAGCCAGUAAAUCUGUGGCUACUGGCGAAUCUCAAGUUGAAUUGCUCUUUACCCGGAUAAUUUCAGAGGGGGGACGGGUGGAAGACCCGUGGAAAACACUUAAAAAAAUACAUCAAAGGGAUGAGGAGAAGACAAAAAGAAAUGCUGCUCAAGCUUUGCUGCGUUUACACUCUUCACAAGAAAAGGGCCAUUAUAAUGACACAAAUUUGGAUAUCGAAGCAAGGCUAAACAAUGAAGAAAGGGUGAAGGGCAGGAUGAGACACAAUAAAAGGCUUGAGUUAAACUACGCACCUUUGAAGACCUCGAAGAAAGUUAAGGGGAUAGAACUCAAAGCUACCAACGAGAGUGGAAGGCCGUAG